This is a messenger RNA of Letharia lupina, 1260 nucleotides long. RefSeq lists its product as uncharacterized. Lineage: Eukaryota; Fungi; Ascomycota; Lecanoromycetes; Lecanorales; Parmeliaceae. The coding region runs from base 1 to 1260 and encodes 419 amino acids. The transcript is spliced from 4 exons. The record is from RefSeq and is a predicted model, not a curated record.
AUGGCCACCCCAAUCUGGAGGCGACUUGGUGCUCGACCCUUCAUCCAAUCGCUUGCAAUCUUGCUAGCUUUCGCUGCACCGAGGCCCUCAGUCCAACUGUCCCAAGAACUAUGCUCCUCGCAGAACACUGGCUCUGAUUCGAAUGCUGUGUCGAAUCACUUCAACUCCAACGGAGCAUGUCAAACUGCCUGCUCAGGUUUCGCAUUCGCGGUCGUACAAAACCAAAACUGCUGGUGUUCGAACUAUUCUCCCGCCGAUACAACGUCCACUGGCAAUUGUAGUGAGGCGUGCCCAGGGUAUCCAUACGAGAACUGUGGAAGUGCGUCAUCAGGCCUAUUCGGAUAUGUUGCUCUAGGCAAUGCACCAUCCGGUACAAUUGGUGCCUCAACCAGCACCUCCACGACGUCGACGCCGACCCCAACUCCCACGACAACUCCUACUCCUACUCCUACUCUAGCUCCAACUCCAACAACAAGUGAUACUCUUCAGGCGACGCCAUCUACGACGUCUACGAGCUCCACGUCUCAACCAAUACCAGUAUCACUUAAUCUUACUCCCACUACCACUUCCACGCCGACGACUCUCACAACUUCCUCCACUCCUACGACCAUCGCCAAGUCCAGUACGACUACAUCAAGCAGCUCCUGGUCAGCUACACCUUUCACGUCUGUCACCACAGUGACUGGCCAAAUAAAAACCUUGACAAUCACACCCACUUCGCCUCCAGCAACAGCGACGACAAUUAUCACAGCAGCAAAAGAGAACAACGGUGGCUUCUUCUCCAGUUCAGGAAAGGUCGCCGGAACCUUUGUCGCUGUGUCAAUCGUCCUCCUUCUCCUAAUCGCAAGUGUCAUCUGGUUCUUUCUUCGUCGCAGCCGAAGGCGGCGACCUGAGCCCGCCGCUAUUUCUUCCGUCGCUGGUAGCAGCACUCCUCAACGUCGGCCAAGUCGACUCAGCCAAAUGGGGUUGGUAGGCGCCGGAGGACCCCAACGUGAGAAGACCGGACCGACGAUACCAGUCAUACAAACGAGUGGCUGGGGCCCUAGUAAUCGCGAUGGCUCGGAGAAGAGCCCAGCAGACACAUCAUCAGCGGUCGAACGGCGAAGCAGCUACCCUCGAGUUGUCGAUCAGAGACUGGAGCCCACGGCGUUAUGGAAUCCAUUGCAUGACAAUGGAAGUCACGUUAGCGUUAGAAGCUUCAGGGAUGACCAGGACUACUCCCGGCGCAUGUUGCGCAUUGCAAACCCCGAUGAUGGUUAG